GCGUCUUGGGUCGGUGCGCUAAGCAUUGAACUGGCAGUCGUUAUGAAGGGCACAUCCAACGGACGGGGGUCGCGCGCUCUGGCAGGUGAAGCACUCCGAGCCCUUCUGUGUCCAGUGCGUCAAUAUAAGGUAAGUAGCACACUCGCUGUCAUUCGACCGCAGCGCACCGCUGCCUCCCGAGCCCACUUAUCCUAUCGAUGUACGGCAGCUGCAUCGUGAACGCGGUCGCGGUGCCUUCAAUACCCCGCUCCUCUGCCCACUUCCGCCUCGUUUGCGAGUCCGCGUCGAGCUGUUAGCAACCAUGGCUUUCACUAUGCGCGCCCCCGCCCCCCGGGCUACGGCCCAGAGCCGCGUGACUGCCAACCGGGCUCGUCGCAGCCUGGUUGUGCGCGCUGAUAAGGACAAGACAGUGGUGAUCGGUCUGGCCGCUGACUCCGGCUGCGGCAAGUCCACCUUCAUGCGCCGCAUGACCUCCAUCUUCGGCGGUGUCCCCAAGCCCCCGGCUGGCGGCAACCCCGACUCCAACACCCUGAUCUCGGACAUGACCACCGUGAUCUGCCUGGACGACUACCACUGCCUGGACCGCAACGGCCGCAAGGUCAAGGGCGUUACCGCCCUGGCCCCCGAGGCCCAGAACUUCGACCUGAUGUACAACCAGGUCAAGGCCCUGAAGGAGGGCAAGUCGGUGGACAAGCCCAUCUACAACCACGUGUCCGGCCUGAUCGACGCGCCCGAGAAGAUCGAGUCGCCCCCGAUCCUGGUCAUUGAGGGCCUGCACCCCUUCUAUGACAAGCGCGUGGCUGAGCUGCUGGACUUCAAGAUCUACCUGGACAUCUCCGACGACAUCAAGUUCGCCUGGAAGAUUCAGCGCGACAUGGCCGAGCGCGGCCACUCGCUGGAGUCGAUCAAGAGCUCGAUCGCGGCGCGCAAGCCCGACUUCGAUGCCUACAUUGACCCCCAGAAGAAGGACGCUGACAUGAUCAUCCAGGUGCUGCCCACCCAGCUGGUGCCUGACGACAAGGGCCAGUACCUGCGCGUGCGCCUGAUCAUGAAGGAGGGCUCCAAGAUGUUCGACCCCGUCUACCUGUUCGACGAGGGCUCGACCAUCAGCUGGAUCCCCUGCGGCCGCAAGCUGACCUGCUCGUUCCCCGGCAUCAAGAUGUUCUACGGCCCCGACACCUGGUACGGCCAGGAGGUGUCUGUCCUGGAGAUGGACGGCCAGUUCGACAAGCUGGAGGAGCUCAUCUACGUGGAGAGCCACCUGUCCAACACCAGCGCCAAGUUCUACGGCGAGAUCACCCAGCAGAUGCUCAAGAACAGCGGCUUCCCCGGCUCCAACAACGGCACUGGCCUGUUCCAGACCAUUGUGGGCCUGAAGGUGCGCGAGGUGUACGAGCGCAUCGUCAAGAAGGACGUUGUGCCCGUGUAAAUGGGUCCCUUAAACCGGCGUAUAUAGCGGCGGCGGGCGCAGCGGGAAUGCUGGCGGCAGCGAGCAGACCCCGCCCCUUGGAACGCCACGCGCCUGUCGAACCGGCGGCGGUGCGCGAGCACUGCCGCUGGCGCCGACGGCUCGCGGCGGCGGGGGAGCAGUUGCUUUGGCACCUCAGUCGCCUGUGUGUUAGCUGUAGCUGUGGUGGACGACCUUCGAGCGGCAGGUUGCUACUGUUGUUAAGCCUUUGCCUUGAUUUUUUUCGUGGGCGAGGCCGGGGGCCGGUGCCGGCCGCCGCCUAGCGUUUUGGCGGCCUGGCGCGUUUUUGCAUUCGCGCGCCGGUUGGCCUGCUGCUGGCGGUGGGCGGUGCCGGUUGUGGAUUGUUGAGGGCCGGCCUGGCAUUCACUGUCCGGCGGCUAGCAAGGUGGAUGCGCGGGGAGCAGGAGGUGGUUUCAACUAGCCCGGCUGUCGCGGGACUGGGUGUUGUACCAAACAUGGCCGAAAAGGCCCCCGUCUGGCGAGGGGUGGUUUUGCCGCCGGCGGUUAUCUGUAUCGGGGAGGAACGCGUUGCGAUGCGCUGUUGCGCCCCUCGUGCCUCCGUCGUCGAGUGGAGAUGGUGUUCGGUUUGUGUUCUGUCGGACCGUGUGUGAGAGAAGAGGAGAGCUUGCAUAUCCCGAAGCGUCGUCAAGUAAGAAUUUGACGUGCGCAACAUGUAAACUUAAAAUCUG
Messenger RNA from Chlamydomonas reinhardtii, 2157 nucleotides. RefSeq lists its product as uncharacterized. Gene Ontology annotation, biological process: carbohydrate metabolic process. The record is from RefSeq and is a predicted model, not a curated record. Lineage: Eukaryota; Viridiplantae; Chlorophyta; Chlorophyceae; Chlamydomonadales; Chlamydomonadaceae. The coding region runs from base 302 to 1429 and encodes 375 amino acids. Gene Ontology annotation, molecular function: phosphoribulokinase activity; ATP binding. The transcript has 8 exons. Gene Ontology annotation, cellular component: chloroplast; cytoplasm.